Molecule: messenger RNA, 1578 nt
Organism: Sorghum bicolor (sorghum)
Lineage: Eukaryota; Viridiplantae; Streptophyta; Magnoliopsida; Poales; Poaceae
Exons: 4
Coding region: 520-1062 (180 amino acids)
Source: RefSeq, a predicted model, not a curated record
GUUAGGAUUAGGAGCUGUAUAUGUCAGUAAAUUAACAAGACAGGAGGGGACCUACACUACAGGUAUACUAGUAUCCUUGGCCUUGGCUGCAGCUGCAGCUGCAACCUCCUCCUACCUUGGUUUCUCUAUCACCUCCUCUGGUCCGUCUGGUCCCCCUGCUUGCCAUGCCAACCUCAUCAACGUUUCUUAACUCUAGCAGCUAGCCAGUAGCCACACCUCCCUCUGCUCUAGCUACAAUCCUCCACAGUGUCGCCAUUAGCUGCCUAAGCUGCUCACCUAGUAGUGUGUAGUUUGUGCACAUCAGUACAUGUGCUUAGUUAGUUCAUCCCUGACCUAACGAACAAGAAAGACUCGAGCUUUCGUCCCAAAGGGAAUCGGCCGGCAUGGAUAGAUAAUCAGCCAGUCACAUCAAACUCAAAGGAAGUUGGUUGCUAGCUAGCUAGGAGUAGGAGGAGGUUGUUGGUUUCAGCAAUCCUGAGGGUACGCCGGCCGGAGGCGGCGUUGGGUUGUAUUGUAUGUAUGGAGAGCCAGCGGGUGGUGGUGGUCGUGGAGGACGCGGCCGCCGCGCGGUCGGCGCUGCAGUGGGCCGUCGGCAACUUCAUCCGCAGCAGCGACUCCAUCACGCUGCUCCACGUCUGCCCGCCGGCGCGGUCGCGCCGGAAGCGCCGCCGCCUCCGCCUCGGCGGAUUCCAGCUCGCGCUCGCCUUCAAGGACCUCUGCAACGGCAUCGCCGAGGCCAAGGUGGAGAUCGUGGUGACGGAGGGGGAGCUCGGGGAGACGGUGGUGGCCACGGUGAACAAGCUCGGCGCCACCACGCUCGUCGUCGGCCUCCACGACAAGAGCUUCCUCUACAGGGCGCCGAGCCAGUACAGCAGAGUCCGGAGCCUGGGCUGCAGGGUGCUCGCCGUCCGGCAGCACGCCACGGCGCGCGGCGGCUUCUUGAACGCCGAGCUCACCCAGAUCGAGACCGUCAGUUUGCACAUACCACCGCCGAAGAUCCCGUUCCCGAUGUUCACGCUUCCCCUUGGCGUGAUAUGGAGAAGAUCGAAGCGGAGAAAGUGAUGCCUGCCGCUGCGGCGGUGCGAUUGCGAACAAGACGACGACGACGGAGCUCCUCUGUUUCUGUCGGGGGGAACAGGGCGGGCAGGCUGAUGCAGUCUGAGCUGAGCUGAUCCUGUCCGUCUCCUGACUCGUUGAGGAUACGGGUAGUAGAUACAGAUACACUAUAGGGAUGCAUACAAUACACAUCAAGAUUCAAGGGGACAUCAGAUCUGCGUAUUGACAUAAUUGAAAUUUGUAAUGACAGCGGCAGGCACAGAAUGUAGAGAGAUCUGGGUAUAUACUCCAACUCCGACCUGUACUUGUAUUAGUGAAUCGACAGGUUGGUCUUGGUUUCCUGAAAACUAGACGAGUCAUUUUGUUUUUUGAAACGAACAAUGAGCAAAAUUAGAGGACGACUGGAUCUGAUGUUAAGUUUGUACUAUUCUCACCUCGCCUUGUUCGUUUGGCUGAGAAGCCAUGACAGAAAGUAUUGUUGGCUGAUUUACUGUGAGAGUGAACAGGCCGCUAAGUCCCUGA